AUGUCAAGCCACUCCAACUCCACUGAUUCCGAUCCGGACCAGAAACCCUUGGCGUUUCUGAACAACGACGAGCCACUGGCCUCCAGAGACCAUUAUGACGACAAGGUCAUCGACUCCGAGCCCCAACCCAACUCUCCCAUGAGUGCUGACGCAAGACUCUCCAUGCAAACUGUCUCCGAAACGUGGUCUGGUUAUCACAGAGAAACGAACGAAUGCACGGAAUUCUGCCAGGACUAUUUUAUCUGUUUCGGUGCAUGCGACGCCUGCUGCCCAUCCACAGGCGAAGGCUGCUUGAUCGGAACUCCUUUGAAAGCAAAUCAUUUCAACACUCAUAUCGGAAUCCACGAUCCUGCCCCGUCAACUGACCAGGAAUUGAGAGAGCUAGCUCUUCAGCAAAUGAGGAGCGAGUGUGUACUCCAAAACAACGGAUACGUGAAUCUGUCGCCAGCUUUCAAUGCCACUCUCAAAACAUCCUCCCUGCCAUACUCGGCCAACGUCUACAAGACAAACUCGAAUUCAGUGAUCCCAAAACCUGAGUUUGUGUCAGAUGCAGAUGUUGAAACGGCUAAAGCUGGUACAUGUGACGAAUUGAACGAUCUUCAACCGCAAGUCUCUUCCAGCACAGUAGUGUUCAAGCCAUUACAUGAGAUUUCACCAACCAGUCAUGACUCCCCUUACGGCAAUCAGUUGAACCAUUCCGAUGCGAUGCAAAAUCCAUCUUCCAACAAGGGCACCGGAAGCGACGACCCAUUGGAAGAGAAACUGUUGGCGACAAGAAAUUUCACAGUCUCUCAAAUUGUGGCCUGGGUGUUACUCUUCCUCGCAGCAGGGUGUCUUGUCCCGGCCACCAUGUUCGCCAUCAAUGGCAGUGCAUUUUCGACUGCCAACUACUUCAAAAAUGCUGAGCCUGAAACUCGUGUGAGUCUUUUUGGAGAUUUGGCGAAUAAAUUUAGCCUUGAGUCACCACGGUCAUCGAGCGAUUUUGUUACCCCAAAGUUCGAUGGUAUCGUGUACUCGCCUUUGGGCAUUCUAAACUGCAAUUUCUCACGGGAAGAAGCGAAGCAGGAUGUGCUUCUUCUCUCAAGAAUAACCUCAAAAAUUCGAACCUAUAGCACGAGAUGCAAUCAAGUGAGGUACCUUCUCGAAGCAAUCCAAAGGACGAAAGUUCCAUUGACCGUCUCUGUGGGGUUAUGGAUAGGCCCCAACGAACUGCAAAAUAUGAUAGAGAUGAAAAACAUACUCCGCCUCAUCGAUGAGUUCCCGGAAGAACUCAUCAAAUGCAUCUUCGUCGGCAAUGAAGUGCGUUACAGAAACGACAUACCGGAGAAGGAUCAUAUAAAUCUCAUCAAGAGUUUAAAGCAACAUGUGGCUAUAGUUGGAAAGAAGAUCCCGGUCGGAACAAGUGAGCAUGGUAGCGCCAUCACUCCAGAGCUUGCGCAAGAAUGUGACAUCGUCGGCGUCAAUGCAACUCCAUUCCAGGACAGGAUACCGGUGAAUUUAGCAGCAGAUUGGAUAUUGGAGCUUAUAGAGCAGAAGGUUCAGCCACUUGUUCCCUCUGGCACCCAGAUCGUCAUAUCUGAGCUCGGUUGGCCAUAUAAUGGUGGAAGUAAUGGGGCCGCCAAGGCGGACCCAAAGAGCUUCAAUGGAUUUCUUAGCUCGUGGAUCUGUGAGGCUGCUCGCCGCAUUCGAGACAAGUAUGAGUGGUACUAUUUCGAAGCCUUCGACGAAGAAUUAUGCAUCUUGGGAUAG
Molecule: messenger RNA, 1749 nt
Organism: Candidozyma duobushaemuli
Lineage: Eukaryota; Fungi; Ascomycota; Pichiomycetes; Serinales; Metschnikowiaceae
Exons: 3
Coding region: 1-1749 (582 amino acids)
Biological process (GO): cell wall organization
Cellular component (GO): extracellular region; cell surface; fungal-type cell wall
Molecular function (GO): 1,3-beta-glucanosyltransferase activity; glucan endo-1,3-beta-D-glucosidase activity
Source: RefSeq, a predicted model, not a curated record